This is a messenger RNA of Saccharomyces mikatae IFO 1815, 1503 nucleotides long. RefSeq names its product bifunctional 2-aminoadipate transaminase/aromatic-amino-acid:2-oxoglutarate transaminase (gene ARO8). Gene Ontology annotation, molecular function: L-2-aminoadipate:2-oxoglutarate transaminase activity; pyridoxal phosphate binding; aromatic-amino-acid:2-oxoglutarate transaminase activity. The record is from RefSeq and is a predicted model, not a curated record. The transcript has a single exon. Gene Ontology annotation, biological process: L-tyrosine biosynthetic process; aromatic amino acid catabolic process. Lineage: Eukaryota; Fungi; Ascomycota; Saccharomycetes; Saccharomycetales; Saccharomycetaceae. Bases 1 to 1503 code for a protein of 500 amino acids.
AUGACUUUGCCAGAAUCGAAAGACUUUUCUUAUUUGUUUUCGGAUGAAACCAACGCACGUAAGCCAUCUCCAUUGAAGACGUGUAUCCAUCUUUUCCAUGAUCCUAACAUCAUCUUUUUGGGCGGGGGCCUGCCAUUGAAGGAUUAUUUCCCAUGGGACAAUCUAUCUGUCGAUUCACCAAAGCCUCCCUUUCCUUACGGUAUUGGCGCCCCAAUUGAUGAGCAGAAUUCCAUAAAAUACACGGUAAAAAAGGAUUACCCAGAUGGAAAUUCCAAUUCUCAUAACGAUAUUCCAUUGUCAAGGGCUUUACAAUAUGGACACAGCGGUGGUCAGCCUGAACUUUUAGAUUUCCUUAGAGAACAUACUAAGAUUAUACAUGACCUGAAAUACAAAGAUUGGGAUGUUUUUGCCACUGCAGGUAACACUAAUGCUUGGGAAUCGACUUUAAGACUCUUUUGUAACAGGGGCGAUGUCAUCUUGGCGGAAGCGCAUUCCUUUUCAUCUUCGUUAGCUUCCGCAGAAGCUCAAGGUGUGAUUACGUUCCCCGUGCCAAUUGAUGCUGAUGGUAUUAUUCCUGAAAAAUUGGCUAAAAUCAUGGACAACUGGACACCCAAUGCUCCAAAACCAAAACUAUUAUACACUAUCCCAACCGGACAAAAUCCAACUGGUACCUCUAUAGCUAAUCAUAGAAAGGAGGCAAUUUACAAGAUCGCACAAAAGCACGACUUCCUAAUUGUGGAAGAUGAGCCUUAUUAUUUCUUGCAGAUGAAUCCUUACAUCAAAGAUUUGAAAGAGAGAGAAAAGGCACAAAAUUGUCCUAAACAAGAUCAUGAUGAAUUUUUGAAGUCCUUGGCGAACACUUUUCUUUCCUUGGAUACAGAAGGUCGUGUUAUUAGAAUGGAUUCAUUCUCGAAAGUUUUGGCUCCGGGGACAAGAUUGGGUUGGAUCACAGGUUCAUCUAGGAUCUUGAAACAUUACUUGAGUUUACAUGAAAUGACCGUUCAAUCACCAGCGGGUUUCACACAAGUUCUCGUCAGUUCUACGCUCUCCAGAUGGGGUCAGAAGGGUUAUUUAGAUUGGCUACUUGGCCUACGUCACGAAUACACAUUAAAACGUGAUUGUGCCAUUGAUGCCCUUUACAAAUACCUGCCACAAUGUGAUGCCUUUGUCAUUAACCCACCAAUUGCAGGCAUGUUCUUUACUGUGAAUAUUGAUGCUUCUACUCACCCUGAAUUUAGUACAAAAUACAACUCAGAUCCUUACCAGUUAGAGCAGAGUAUUUACCAUAAAGUGGUUGAACGCGGGGUUUUAGUGGUGCCUGGCUCCUGGUUUAAGAGUGAGGGUGAAACGGAACCUCCUCAACCUGCUGAAUCUAAAGAAGUCAGUAAUCCAAACGUAAUCUUCUUCAGAGGUACUUAUGCCGCCGUUUCUCCCGAGAAGUUAACAGAGGGUAUAAAAAGAUUGGGUGAUACUUUAUACGAGGAAUUUGGUAUUGCCAAAUAG